AUGGCCGACGCUCAAUUCGAUAGUGCGCUCGACCUCCUCCGGCGGCUGAAUCCCCGCGAUACAAAGCAGAAUCUGCAGGCUAUUACUUCCAUCGUCCCUGACCUCACCGAAGAUCUUCUCUCCUCUGUCGACCAGCCGCUCGAGAUCCGCCGAUGCCCCAAGACAAAGCGCGAUUACCUGCUCUGCGACUAUAACCGCGAUGGCGAUAGCUACAGGUCUCCCUGGAGCAACGAGUUCGACCCCCCUCUCGAUGACGGGACAGUUCCGAGUGAGAGAGUACGGAAGCUAGAGGUCGCCGCUAACGAUGCGUUUGAUGUCUACCGGGAGCUCUACUACGAGGGCGGCGUUGGGAGUGUGUACUUUUGGGAUUUGGACGAUGGAUUCGCCGGUGUUAUCCUCUUGAAAAAGGGAACAUCGCCCGGCGGAAAACAGUCCGGUGAAUGGGACAGCAUCCACGUAUUCGAAGCUACCGACCGAGGACGAGCAGCCCACUACAAGCUCACCAGCACGGUAAUCCUGCAUCUUGCCAACGAAACCGAGGCUCUUGGCGAGAUGGAUCUGAGCGGAAAUAUGACUAGGCAGAUUGAGCUUGAUCUUCCUGUUGAGUCGGACGUCAGCCAUGUUGCUAACGUUGGGCGAUUGGUGGAGGAUAUGGAGUUGAAGAUGAGGAACUUGCUACAGGAGGUUUACUUUGGGAAAGCCAAGGAUGUUGUUGGCGAGCUUAGGAGCCUCGCUCCGCUAUCGGAAACAAACAGAGACAGAGCUACCCAGCAAGAGAUGAUCCGAUCUUUGCAGCGGUAG
Molecule: messenger RNA, 801 nt
Organism: Aspergillus calidoustus
Lineage: Eukaryota; Fungi; Ascomycota; Eurotiomycetes; Eurotiales; Aspergillaceae
Source: the annotation of a GenBank genome assembly